Pichia kudriavzevii is the source of this 1308-nucleotide messenger RNA. RefSeq lists its product as uncharacterized. Gene Ontology annotation, biological process: transmembrane transport. Gene Ontology annotation, cellular component: mitochondrial inner membrane. Bases 1 to 1308 code for a protein of 435 amino acids. The transcript has a single exon. NCBI's taxonomy places the organism in Eukaryota, Fungi, Ascomycota, Pichiomycetes, Pichiales, Pichiaceae. The record is from RefSeq and is a predicted model, not a curated record.
AUGUCUACUUCAAACAAUAACUCCCCCAAUCAGAACCCGUCAAUGUCACAGAAGACAGAUAUAGGGGACACUCCGAGUCCCGCAAUCACAAUACUAUCUUCCACAGAUGAGAGUUUUGCCCAUAUAGACACAAACCUUCGAAAACGUGACAAUAACAUCAUUAGAACACCACUUCCCCUCAAGUCUGAUAUAGAUGUCAAGGCAUCGUGUUUGAAGGAUCCAGUCGAUAAACCGGAUUUCCACAAACAUUCAUUUGAAUAUGUGAUUAGAAGUGGUCUAGCCGGUGGAAUGGCUGGAAUUUCUGCAAAGACACUCAUAGCCCCACUAGAUCGAGUGAAAAUUUUGUUUCAAACUAAUAACCCCCAUUAUAAACAAUACGUAGGUUCCUUUAGGGGGAUGUUCAGGGCAAUUUCGUCUAUCUAUGCAACAGAUGGCUCAAGGGGGUUAUACCAAGGCCAUUCGGCCACUUUGUUAAGAAUAUUCCCUUACGCUGCAAUCAAAUUCGUUAGUUACGAACAAAUAAGAACCAUUUUGAUCCCCUCUGAUGAAUUUGAAACUGCAGGGCGCAGAUUGUUGGCAGGUUCCUUGGCCGGAGUGACCAGUGUCUUCUGUACAUAUCCACUUGAUUUGAUUAGAGUCAGAUUGGCUUUUGAAACUUCUCAUCACUUGCUCCAUCAUGGUCCAGGUAAAUUCUUCCAUAUACUGAAACUGAUCUACAACGAGAAACCUCAGAUAAGUUACAGCACAGGUGGUUACCCUACUGCGGCUGGCGAUUCAUUUGUUGCAAAGUUUUUGUACAAACCAAGUUUUGCAAAUAGUUUCCCCAUCUUGUUAUCAAUCUCUAACUUUUACCGUGGAUUUAUACCCACCAUUUUGGGUAUGGUACCGUAUGCUGGGGUAAGUUUUUACUCUCAUGAUAUACUACAUGAUUUUUUCAGGAGUAAAUGGCUGGCUCCUUACACAGUGCUUACAGAUACAUCGAAAUCUGCUACCCGCUCUGAUUCUUCGUUUGACCAUAGACCUCCAUUAACAACUUGGGCACAAUUGCUAGCCGGUGGUGGCGCCGGUAUGCUGGCACAAGCUUCAGCUUAUCCAUUCGAAGUUAUUCGGAGAAGAAUGCAAGUGGGUGGUGUCACUAAUAAAUCUGGUGAAUUUUAUGGCAUAAAACAUACAGCAUUAAUGAUAUAUAAAGAACGUGGAUUUAAGGGAUUCUAUGUCGGUUUGGGAAUUGGCUUUCUGAAAGUCAUACCGAUGUUUGCAUGCUCAUUCUAUGUCUAUGAGAGGUGUAAACAUCUAUUACAUAUUUAA